This is a messenger RNA of Drosophila bipectinata, 2129 nucleotides long. RefSeq lists its product as uncharacterized. Gene Ontology annotation, molecular function: DNA-binding transcription factor activity; RNA polymerase II cis-regulatory region sequence-specific DNA binding. Lineage: Eukaryota; Metazoa; Arthropoda; Insecta; Diptera; Drosophilidae. The record is from RefSeq and is a predicted model, not a curated record. Gene Ontology annotation, biological process: regulation of transcription by RNA polymerase II.
AAACAAUUUUCGGGCUCAGUAUUGAAGAAUAUAUUUGAUCUAGCAACACGAAUUUAUUUGACUGUCAAAUCAUCAAAACGUGUGGACUCCAUUCUCGAAUGAGUUUGCAACAAGCUCAGAACGUUUUUAGGGUGAAAGUGAAUGAUUAAAAUAAUUUGUAGUAUUGUGUUUCAUUUUUGCCCGCGCAGUGUUGAAAAAUGUUUUUGAAAAAUUAACGCUUUGUUUUUGGUACAGCGUCGCUUCGCGGUAGUUCUAUUUAAAUUCUAAUUAUUUUAGUUGUUUCAUACUGCCUUGUCUCCCUAUAUAAUUGGACUGAAAUGGACGAUUCAGUCAGAUCGACUGUGGGCAAGACCGAUUCAAGGCGGUCAUCGAUCGUGCCCAACGAUGAAAGCGUCACCAUGUACCUCUCCUUCGACGCGGACGAUACUCUUUCCGGUGGUACCAGUACAAAGUGGCAGUCGGCGGUGAUCACCCAGAACAGUCAGUUCCUGGAAAUUCACAACAGUAAAAUGGAGGCUAAUGUGGAUGAAAAGGGUCUCCGGCGCAGCGUCUUGAAGGACUUACAGCAGGUCAUGAUCAGUGAACAGGAACAGGGCUCACCCCUCCGUCCUUUUAAUAUGAGCAUCCUUAACAAACACAACGCUCUGAGCUCCACGCCUUCUAAGGAUACAGAAGCGAUCACAUCUCUUGAUUUAACAAAUGUUGAAAAUAAGGAAAAUUCGCAUGCCGACGAAAAUGAACAUGCCGGUGGCGAAAAUUCGACAUUGUCCAGUUCUAUAGAUGUAACCGCCAACACGGUUAAAGCUAACACCCUGAAAACAGUAGAUGGCACCAUAGACGAGGAGUCGGUCCAAGAGCCACCGAUCCCCAAGCCUUGCGCGAGCAAUGUGUAUCCGCUAAGUGCCAACGUGGUCCUUGAGAAUAUCACCGAGGUUUCCAACGAAGGUGUGUCUAUGGUGGCCUCCCCUCCGCCAGAUAAACACGAUCAAGCCCAGGUUGCAGAGGUUGUAAACGAGGUUUCAGAACUAAUUUCCAAAGCCCUAAAGAUUUCGGGCGAAUCUAUUAAACCACAGCCAUCGAACAUUAAAGUAGAAGCUAGCAAAAAGAGGAUGACUAUCGCCGUGGGAUCGGCGGGUGGAAUGCCGCGUCCCCGUCGCUCGUAUUUACCAACGUCUAGUGUGGAGAGUCGUACCUAUUCCUUUAAGCAGCGUAUGUCGGUGGUUGUGAAAACUACACUAAAUAGUCCGGCCCGUAAGCUAAACGCUGGGGGCUCUCUUGCUGUAGGACGCCGGAGCUGCUUGCCUGUAGCCAAACCAAAACCUGGAGGAGCACGUAAAUCAGUCGCAGUAUCAAGCAGCCGUUCUCCUCAAAACAUCCCAUCCAAGGUGAUCAAGCAGCCCACUAAAAGUAUACUUCCUGUUACCUACAACUGCAAAACAUGCAAUGCCACUUUCCGCGUAAAAAGCUUACUAGAAAUGCAUGUCCGCAUGCACGAUUUGGUAGAAAAUGGACCAAAGUCCCUAAAACGACUGAAUACGAACACGGCGGGUGCAGGUGGAAAUAGUACAUCCGGUAGUAAAAAUUCCUGCAAAUACUGCGACAAAAACUUUGCCCUGGAACGCGCUCUACACAUUCACUUGAUGCAAAACUGCAGCAAGAUUCCGCCAGGGGAAAAACGUAAACUUGAGUUUACUGAACUUAACCACGAAAAGAAGGCGCAGUUGCCCAAGAUUGCAGCUUCCAAUGUUAUGACCCAGCCAUGCACCCUUUCCCAGAAGUCACAGCAGCGUGUUAGCAUGAUUCCUAGCAAGGCUACUACAUCCUUUGAACCUCCCAUGGCUCCGCCGUCCACGAAAAAGAUACCCAAAAAGGCUGCGCACGCUGGAGUAUAUCGUACCCCUACGAAGACAGUGCCGUGCCACAUUUGUAAGCAAUCCUUUAAGAGCAUACUGGAGUUCACCAACCACAGUCUGACGGUGCACACAAAGAACUUGACGCAGAAGCCACCAGCUGCCCAGGACAAUGCACCGAGUGCCCAAGAUUAAAUCAAACGUAACCAUUAUAAUGUAGCCUAGGUCUAAGAUGAGUGUAUUUUAGUUUCCCACACAUUUAAAUGCACAUUAACCCUA